Messenger RNA from Peromyscus eremicus (cactus mouse), 2652 nucleotides. It is a transcript of the gene Syt16, whose product is annotated as synaptotagmin 16. The record is from RefSeq and is a predicted model, not a curated record. The transcript has 6 exons. Lineage: Eukaryota; Metazoa; Chordata; Mammalia; Rodentia; Cricetidae. Bases 1 to 1935 code for a protein of 644 amino acids.
AUGGUGUUGGCCAUGGCAUCUCAGGAUGCCCAGAACUUCUUCCAGCCUUUAUCUUCCUGGCUAUCCCGAGUUUAUGAAGCUCUCCAGCAAGCAGGCGAUGCAUUAGCUGCAUCACUGGUUCUUCUAAGCAAACACGAUUCGGCAUUGAGUGACAAGCCAGACCAGGACUUAGAUGAUAUUCAGAUUCAGGAAACCUACUUUGAAGAUGAAGAGCAGGGCAAUGAUGGGAAUUCAGAGGAGGCAAACUCCCUGUUUCUUGAAGAGGACCAUUUCUCAUGCUCUAAUAGUGAUUCGCAGGACUCUGGCAGAACGUCAAGCCCCAGACUUGAUCAACAAGCCAAAGACUCAUGCUCUGUAAUACACCAGUGGCCCAAUCAGACCCCAGCUGGCCCGCAGCUGCCACAGAUGCUUUCUUCUAUUGCUGAGGAAGAACAUCACUUUGAGAGGCAGAAAUGUGGCCUUCAGCUUGGCUGUGACACCCAGGUCCCUGGCACUUUAGGAAAAGUUAAUGGAAAAAAGCAAGUUAACAGUUUUGGGGAUGACGAAGAACCAUCCACAUCUUCUGAGAGUGAUGAAGAUGUGAUCAAGCAGUUUGAGAUCUCUGUGUCCCGAUCCCAGAGUUUUCGUACGGGAGCACCCGAGAAGGGAAAGACCGCAGAGUCAGAGCCGAAAACAAAAUGCAACCGUUUGCUGUCCAUCCACCAAGAAGACAGCGCUGAAGUGUCUGCUUGUGAAGAUUUGGAGGGAACCAGCCCACUCAGUUAUUCUGGGGUUCUGUCUUAUGAAGAUCACGCCCUCUCUAGCCUGUCGCAGUCUCCCUGUGAGAGCAGAGUCACCAGGCACCAUGGCCCCUGUCAUCAAGAGACUGGCAUGGUCCAAAGCCUCAGUCAUCCUUGCGCAGAUGGCGUCCGGGAGACAGAGACAACUUUGACUAAUCGGGGUUUUGAAGAUGCCUACACCACUCCCAGCUCCUCUAUGUGGAGUGCAGAGGAGCAGGAUGGGACCAGUCUGCAGGUGCCACCCAGGCUCUUGGAGCCUAUCUCAAAGUGCGGUUACUUAGAUAUCGUCUUUGAAUAUAGCGCUGUAACCCGGAAGCUCACCGUGACCAUUGUGAGAGCACAGGGACUUCCGGGUAAGGACCGAAGUGGCGUCAACUCCUGGCAAGUUCAUGUCGUGCUGCUGCCCAGUAAGAAACAGAGGGGCAAGACGAACAUCCAGAGAGGGCCCAAUCCUGUCUUCAAGGAGAAGGUCACCUUCGCCAAGCUGGAGCCCAGGGAUGUGGCUGCCUGUGCUGUCCGAUUCCGCCUGUAUGCUGCCCGUAAGAUGACCCGGGAGAGGAUGAUGGGAGAGAAGCUGUUCUGUCUCAGCCACUUGCACCCAGAAGGGGAAAUGAAAGUGACUCUGGUUCUGGAGCCAAGAAGUAAUAUAAGCAGUGGAGAGUCUCCGCUCAGCCCAUCUGUGGUGUCUCACAGUGACAGUGCUUCAUCCACACAGUCGCUGUCUCAUGGAGGGGUGCCAGAGCUGUUGGUGGGACUGUCCUACAAUGCCACAACAGGGCGAUUAUCUGUGGAAAUGAUCAAAGGCAGCCAUUUCCGAAACCUCGCUGCUAACCGAGCUCCUGAUACAUAUGGGAAACUCUUCCUCCUCAACUGUGUGGGCCAAGAGAUGUCCCGAUGCAAGACAUCCAUUCGGCGUGGCCAACCCAAUCCUGUCUAUAAAGAGACCUUUGUCUUCCAGGUGGCCCUCUUCCAGCUCUCUGAUGUCACCUUGAUGGUUUCCAUUUACAGUAGACGCACUAUGAAGCGUAAGGAGAUGAUUGGCUGGAUCGCGCUGGGUCAGAACAGCAGUGGGGAAGAGGAGCAGGAGCAUUGGGAGGAGAUGAGGGAAAGCAAAGGCCAGCAGAUAUGCAGGUGGCAUACAUUGCUAGAAUCCUAGGUUUACCAAGGGGCAUCUGUGUGCUCCAUCAGCCUUGAUGAUCAGACACCAAGUCAGAGCAUUGUGUGGAUGUCUGGGGGGGGGGGGUUCAAAUUGAGAAUUUUACUAAUCUUAGGGCAUUCUGUGGUUUAGAACAUUAUCAAAGGUUUGGUUUUUGUUUAAAUGUUGUCACGGCCAAGUGCACAGUUUGGGAAAUGGUACUCUAGUUGAGACCGCUGGUGAUGUCAUAAUUUGUGCUAAUGGAUGAUCGUGUUUUGGUUCACACUGUGGGAUGCAACUUCUCCUGCUUUCUCUUUUUGCUUGGAGAAUAGACUGAGAUUUUAAAGGAGCUGUAAUGUUGCUGUUUUCCAUCACCGGGGUGUAUGAAUCACUCUUCUCAGUGUUCAAAAUUCCAAAAGAGAGAAAUGAAUCAGAUGCCUAGGGUUACAGGAAGAUGUAACCAAUCCACAAUCCUCUGCAUAACUACUCUUUUUAUGAAAAAAAAAAGGUCUGUUUAUUUAAAAGAUAAUUGUUAUAAAUUUGUGGUGUAAAAUAAAUUUGUAUUCAUGAAAUGCCUCUUUUUUCUCAAUUAGAUAUCAUGAUUUCUAAAAGAAUUGGGUUACACAAAUCAUCUUAAAGUUGUAAGAGUUAAAAAGUGACUGUUAUCUAACCCAUCUCCUUUUGAAUAUGUAAAAUUUCAAAAAUCAAGUUUUUUGUGCCUUUAAAAAAAAAAAACAA